CAAUGGAUUAUUUUCAAAUUGACGGUGAAAAGGAAAGCACAAGCACGCAUUGAGUGAAAACGAUUAUUUGUUUUUUGUUUCUUUGUUGUUAAUAAUUUUUACAAAAGAACGUUUAAAAAACCAUUAGAGAUUCGCAACUCAGUAUUCAAAACAUUUUAUAGUCCAUUAGAAGAAUAACUGUUGUCGAUUUUGUGAAACGAAAACGAGAGUCAUAGAUAACAACUCAAGGAAAAGAAGAAGAACAAUACGAACCAAGAAAUCGUAGUAAAUUACUAAAUUCAAAUUCAAAACCGAUGGAACUCGCUUUGAAAACAAUAACACACACAACGACAGAUACGAUUUUUAAUACAAUAGCCGAAAAGAAGACGAAGAAGAAAGUGUUUUUCAAAAUAGCUAAUCAUCGCCAGCCACUACCACAACAACAACACAACCACCUCAGUGCUCAUUACAAAUAUUUUACAAGAAAAUACCUUUUACUAAAAUGCAACACAACAACAAUAAUAAUGAUAAUAGCCUGGUUGUCGGCAGUAGUUGGUGCGGCGCCGCCACAUGCUGCUAGUAGUGAUAACAAAGUCAAUCGUGCCGCUUGGCCUCCUCUGAAGCAUCAUGACAUUUGGAACGGUGAUCUACAGGAUUUAGGGGCAACCGACAUCAAACAUCAAGGUGCUGAUGAUUACAGAAUUUAUGACGAUGCCGAUCCAACACAUCAGGCUAACUAUAUGCAUGCGCUAACCAAUGACUCAACGCAAACUCCAAGGGAUUUUAAUUGGAAUCUGUAUUCGUUUAUGAAUUUCUCAUCGACGUCCUCCAUCAUCGACAGCUUGAAAGAUGUUAGUUUUCAACGACAUAAAAGAGUGAUUCAUUUAUUCCCCGUACCCGUGGAUGGAGAGUGCUUAUCGAACGACGGUCGCCGCACUGGCACCUGCUUCAAUGCCUAUGAGUGUCGCAACAAAGGUGGACAGGCAAAAGGUGAAUGCGCCCAUGGUUUCGGAGUUUGUUGUAUUUAUAUUGCCAAUUGCAAUGAAACGAUCAGCAACAACAUUACCUACCUUGUGUCGCCCAGUUUUCCCAGCUUCAUGCCCAACAACAUCACCAACUGCAAAUUAAAAAUAAAACUAAUGAACGAUGACAUCAGUCAGUUGCGUUUUGACUUCUAUCAUUUCAUACUGGGCCAGCCCAAUCGCCGAACUGGGGUAUGUGAUGGAGAUGUUUUUAAUAUAACGGGUGGUCCGGGCGGUACAUUUUCCUUGUGCGGUCAAAAUAGUGGACAGCAUGUUUACUACGACGUUGGUGGGCGAAUGGUUCCGCGACAAACCCUGUACGGUUCCUUAAGACCAUUGCGCUAUGAAGAUUUAUAUCCGGGGCGUAAUUUAACCGGAGAUACUAGCAUGGAGAUUGAAGUUAAUUUGCACUUUGCCCCCAGAUUUCUGCCAACUCGUCUGUGGGAAAUCCGCAUAGCCCAAAUUCCAUUUAGUCAACGAGCCCCAGCUGGAUGUUUGCAGUAUUUUAAUGGAGCCGAGGGAGUUUUCCAGACUUUCAAUUUCGCUGAUAAUGGUCGCCAUCUAGCCAAUCAAAACUAUCGAAUUUGCAUGAGACAAGAGGUUGACAUGUGUUCCAUCGUGUACCAACCAUGCGACGAUCAAUCAUUUCGUAUCGGACCUAGAACGCCAAUGAGGUUUUCUAGUCCAACACAAAAUGGUGGUGGAGGAGGGGCUGGAGCUACCCCAGCAGCAACAAUGCCAUCUAGUAUUAUGAAUAUGCCAUCGAUGGGGAGUAUGCCUUUAAUGGAUCAAAUGCAAAUGCAGGUGUUAUCGGACGAUGUUAUGGAUAUAAUGAACAUGAUGACCACAGCCACAACAUCGGCAACCGCCUCUCCAAGCAGUACGACUUCUGUUGCCACAAUGUCGACUGCUACAUCUAGCGAAGCUGUUAUGUCUUCUUCAACUGUUGCCACGACAACGCCAACAGCCACAACGACAUCAGUCCCUACUACAACAUCAACUGCAACUUCAACAACAACAACAACAUCUCCUUCUAACGAUGACCCGGAUGAAAGCUCAGAAGUACCUUCAUCAUCAACAAUGGCGACCACUGCAGCUACGAUGGCAACUUCCUCUGCAACAUCAGAUACGACAGCAUCAACUAUGUCGUCGCCAAGUGCAGAUGAUCCCGAAGAAAGUUCAGAGGCCACGUCGUUGUCAACUACUACUACCAGACCCACAACCACCCCAUCGACCACUUCUACAACCGCAGCUCUCAGUGAUGAUGUUCAAGGUUCCGGCGAUGGACAGGAUGGUGAUACCAGAUUUCGACCGACACCAUCGAAUGUCUCUAAGCGACCGCGCCCAACAAGUGGGGGGUUCGACUUAUUGGGAUUUUUACGAACGGCUUUUGAAAUGAGAUUUCGCAGUGCAAGACAGGCCAAGUUUUUAACAGAAAGACAAAAACGGCAAUUUUAUAGCAGUUGUCGUGAUCGCAUAACAAUGCCAUGUAUUGUGGAAGAUUUCAUUGGAACUGGUCUUGGACCAUUGCCCGGUUGUGAACCCGUGCACUGUGGCAUGCAGUUCUGCUCAAAUGGGAUGUGGCCAUGUCGCAUUGAAUCGACCGUAACACCCUUUUAUGUGGGAAUACAUUUCGGUGAUGGUAGAGGUAAAGGCAGUCCAGAAGAUAAUAUCGGUGCCUGCCUUCGUUAUCAACAAAUUCAGUGCAUGUGAUUAAAUUUAAUAAUAGAAUAGAAUUGUAGAAAAGGUCUAAUGCGAACUGAUUAAAAAUUGGAGCAAAUCCUA
Musca domestica (house fly) is the source of this 2786-nucleotide messenger RNA. RefSeq lists its product as uncharacterized. The record is from RefSeq and is a predicted model, not a curated record. The coding region runs from base 294 to 2714 and encodes 806 amino acids. The transcript has 5 exons. Lineage: Eukaryota; Metazoa; Arthropoda; Insecta; Diptera; Muscidae.